ACAUGGUUAUAUGUUGAACAGUCUCUCUCUCUCUAGGUAGUGGAGAGUGUCUGGGACAUGGUUAUAUGUUGAACAGUCGGUACCAGGUGGUCUAUCCCUUCCCCACCUUCCAGCCUGCCUUCCAGCUGAAGAAAGACCAGGUGAUCUUCCUCAACACCUCCUAUUCCCUGGUGGCCUGCUCUGUGUCCCUCUGUCCAGGUGAGCAGGGUCAUUCCUCUCAGAUCCUGUUCAGAAAGAGAGCCACAGCCCCCACCUUAGAACAUCAAACUCCUCCAUCGCCCUCUUCAUCCUCUUCCUCUCACGGGUCUCCCGACAGCCGCCUGCUAACCGCCAAACCAAGCCCCGCCCCUCUUUCACCUAGCCAAUCACAAGCUGCCGCCCGGGCGCGAGAGUUCGCCGCCGACCUCUUCAGACGUGCCCAGGGAGGAGGGAGAGAAAACGAGGGAGGGGAGAGGAGAGGGAAACCGGAGGGAAGCGAAGUAGGAGAGGAGGCCGUCGUGACUGAGAGAGAAGGGGUGAGCGUGGAGAGGGACAGUGAACAGAGGGAAGACGCACAGACGGAUCAACUGACUAGCGCACCACAGACUUCCACUUCAGCUGGGAACCAAAGCUUGUUGCAACCUUUGCAGGAGGACUCUAUUCAGUGUAGUGCGGUGACGUCUCCUGCCUCCUCCUCCUCUUCCACCCCCACUCCUCAUUCUUCUCAGGAAGCAGGCUGCAGCGAGCCGGGAUAUGUCAACUACACCCGCUUGCAGUACCGCAUGCCACAGCCGGGGGCGCCAGAGCAGGAUGCAGGAGGUUAUGAGGAUGAUAAGGUCCAGCUGCCCUUCACUGUGACUGACCUGAAGGGACGCAACCUACAGCUGGUCACUGGGCCCCACAACGGACAGAGUGUGUGUGUGGAGCAGUUGACUCUGGACUUUGAGUACCUGAUCAACGAGGUGAUCCGGGAGCGACGCCCCCGCUGGGCUGCUCAGUUCUGUUCCUUCAACGACUACGACGUUGUUAUACUGGAG
Molecule: messenger RNA, 1016 nt
Organism: Oncorhynchus tshawytscha (Chinook salmon)
Lineage: Eukaryota; Metazoa; Chordata; Actinopteri; Salmoniformes; Salmonidae
Product: DDB1- and CUL4-associated factor 15-like
Exons: 4
Biological process (GO): protein ubiquitination
Cellular component (GO): Cul4-RING E3 ubiquitin ligase complex
Source: RefSeq, a predicted model, not a curated record